AACCAAAGCAGUUUUUUUAAUGACCAAAGUACAAGAUGCAUCUGACUUCCAAUUACCUUAACCUUUGAUAUCCCAUAAAAACGCACCACAUAAACAAGGGAUUUUGCAGGGAGACACUAAGGAAAGUCUGCGUAUCAACAAAAACCAUGAAGUUUGAAGAUCUAAUUACGGAGAUCAAUGGCUUCGGCAGGUUCCAGAAGAUGAUUCUUUGCAUCAGUUUUGUAGGACGAUUCACUAUACCGUGUCACUUUUUACUGAGCAACUUUAUCGCUGCUAUCCCAUCUCAUCACUGUGAUAUCAGCGCUCUGGAUGCUGAAGGAAUCUUGGGGAAUCUGAGUCAGGAGCAGAAACUGACUGUCAGUAUUCCAGUUCAAGAUGAUGGGACUCCUGCUUCUUGUCAAAUGUUCAGUUAUCCUCAGUUACAUUUGUUGACAAACUCCUCCAGCAGGACAGAUCUUCCAGUAGUCCAGUGCCAGAAUGGAUGGGAGUAUGACAACAGCACGUUCAUCAGCACUUUAGCCACACAGUGGGAUCUGGUAUGUGAUAACAAAGGUCUGAAUAAAGCUGUGGCCACCAUCUUCUUUGUUGGAGUGAUGUUUGGAGCAGCUUUCUUUGGAGGCAUGAGUGACAGAUUUGGCCGUAAGCCAAUGCUGCUGGUGUCCUAUAUAUCAGGAAUGGCUUUUGCAUUGGCCAGCAUCUUUUCUUCCUCUUUCAUCAUGUUUGCAGUGCUGAGAUUCUUUAGUGGAUUCACCAUCACCGGCAUCGUUAUCGUCUCAACCGUACUCAAUGUGGAGUGGGUGGACAUUCAGCAUAGGAGGCUUGUAUGUAUAACUGACAGUAUGGCAUGGGCUGUUGGAGCCACCUCACUGGCUCUUAUUGCGUUCUGUAUCAGAGACUGGAGAUGGCUGACAGUGGCCGUCACGUCACCUUUACUGUUGUGCACAAUCCUCUGGUGGUGGGUUCCAGAGUCAGCUCGGUGGCUGAUAGCCAAUGGGAGGGGGGAAAAAGCUCAUUAUUAUCUUCAUAAAUGUGCUGUUAUGAACCGCAAGGAGGAAGUUAUCUCAAGAAUCAAACCUGAGGCUCUCUCUAUAAUAGUUACAGAUGAGGGAAAGAGAAAUUAUUCGUACCUGGACCUUGUCAGAACCCCUAAGAUGAGGAGAUUGGCUCUGCUCACAGGAACCAUAUGGUUUUGUGUUGCCACUGUGACCUAUGGUAUAAGUCUUAACGUCACAGGCUUUGGACUAAAUAUAUACCUCACUCAGUUUGUGUAUGGAGCCAUUGAGGUUCCUUCUAAACUGAUGGUAUAUUACCUGCUGGAGAAGAUUGGCAGACGUAAAACUGAAGCAGGAUCUCAUCUGUUGGCUGGAAUCAGCCUCAUGAUUAACAUAUUCAUACCCAAAGAUCAGUGGGUUGGUCGUACUGUGGUGGCAAUACUGGGUAAAGGUUUUGCAGUUGCUGCUUUUUCUACAAUUGUAUUAUACAGCUCGGAGCUUUACCCCACUGUCCUCAGGCAAAAUGGGAUGGGCUAUAACUCUUUCCUGGCUCGUCUGGGUGUGUCUGUGGCUCCUCUAGUCCUGCUACUGGAUAGUUUCUGGGGACACUUCUCUCAGACCAUACUGUGUUCUGUGGCACUCAUUGCUUCUGUGGUGGCCUGGCAGUUACCCGAGACACGAGACAGGUGUCUACCUGAGACUAUAGAAGAUAUCGAGGGUACUGGGUAAGUCAUAACCUAUAGUAUUUUGUCAAGGCAACUACAGAAGACUUGUAUUUAGACACUGCUAAACACUUGAACAAUUCUGUUGAGUCAAGGAUGUAAUACUGUAACCAAAACAGAUGUGUGUUCAUUAACCAAAUCAUUUUUCAAUCAUAUUGAAUAGGAAAAAUCCCAAAAGAUCAUGACAAGCAGGUGGACGAGGAGAAAAUGAGAAUGAAUAAACACACUGAGGACUACUGAGAUUGUGUGUACAUUCAAUCCUAAAUGGUUUAGUGUCAUGUUCACAUCCCAGGACAGUAAAUGCGCACAAAAAAAAUUGAAAGAACAAGUUCUUUUAAAAUACGUUUUAUUAGUUACACAAGGAUUUACAACUUUCUCCAGUGCCAUGUAAUAAUUACAGAUAUUUUCUAAGAGUAAGUUUGAGUGAAUAAAUGGAAAUUGAGUCUGUGUUUGUGAAAGAGAAAAACAGAAAAAUGAGAAAGAGCCUAUGUAUGUGUGCCUGUUUGUCUUUUUCUUUCUUUUUUUUUUUUUUUUUAAGAUGCCAGUGGC
Molecule: messenger RNA, 2263 nt
Organism: Labeo rohita (rohu)
Lineage: Eukaryota; Metazoa; Chordata; Actinopteri; Cypriniformes; Cyprinidae
Gene: slc22a7b.3
Product: solute carrier family 22 member 7b, tandem duplicate 3
Exons: 9
Coding region: 147-1721 (524 amino acids)
Biological process (GO): transmembrane transport
Cellular component (GO): membrane
Molecular function (GO): transmembrane transporter activity
Source: RefSeq, a predicted model, not a curated record